AAAAGACGAGAGAGAGAGAGAGCUGGUUAUGGGUGUGGAGGGUGUUUUUAUUGGGGAAUUUGAGGGGGUUGUGCAACUUAGGUAUAGAACAAAGCCAAAGAAGUAGAAAGAGAUAGGUUAAGAGAGACUGAACCAAAGAAAGAGAGAGAGGAGGAGUAGCAGAUCAACGGGUCGGGUGUAUCGGGUGGCUUGGUUCCAAUACAGGAGACAUGUCCAAGUUCAUUCCAACACCACUACUUGUUGCCUCUUCGUAUUAUACCAGAUCACAAAGGUGAAGGAUGCAACCUAUGCUGAGAGUGUCAAAUGAAGCCAGUAUUCUUGUUGAGUAAUUCCAACAUCACGUCCAGUUCUUCACAAGUUGGUCACAGUAAUUUAAUGGCUCAUUCCCCAUACGCCUACACCGAUCCUUACUAUGGUGGGUUAUUGACUGCAUAUGGACCACAGUUUCUUCCUCAGAUGGUGGGGGUAGCACCUUCACGAGUCCCAUUGCCAUUUGAUCUUGCAGAGGAUGGACCCAUCUAUGUCAAUGCGAAACAGUACCACGGAAUCCUCAGAAGAAGACAGUCACGUGCAAAGCUAGAGGCAAAAAAUAGACUCAUCAAAACUCGAAAGCCAUAUCUUCACGAGUCUCGCCAUAUUCAUGCAUUGAAUAGGGUUAGGGGAUCCGGAGGACGGUUUCUCAGCAAUAAGAAGCUCCAACAGGCUGAUUCCAAUCAUGCCACGACUAUGAACUCGGAAAAGUUACAGAAAGACACAUCAGAAACUCAAAUCCACCAAUCCGGGUUCAGCGAAUAUGCAAGUAUUGUUGCAACCCACUCUGACAUCACAAGUGCUUCUGAUGGCAGUACCAUGUUUCAGCGGUCGGAUCAUGAGUUACCAGACGUUUCUCCCCACAUGGGUGGAGCCCUGCAAUGCAGUGGGAGGCUUUUGCAUGGCAGAACCACCCAGCACCGUGGUUCGAUUGUCCGGUGAGAAAGGGUCGGAAGUCAGAACAGACAAAGACCAUUUCACUGGUCUGGCAAUUCAUCCUUGGCUGUGUGACUACUUUCUAAGUUGUACUAUGAAUUAAUUCUGUAAUCUUAAGUUGUCCAACUUGUUUUGAAAAUGAGUUCCAAAAAAGUUUGUGGAGAACUUGUUUUUCCUUUUGUUUUUCCUCACCUCGAACUUAUAACCUUUCAGAUAUAAAUGCCCACUAAGCUAAACUCAUUUGCAUAGACGGAUUCUAAGUGGGCACAUAACUGAUUAAAGUAAUUAAUUUCUAUCCUCUUCUUCUU
Ziziphus jujuba (common jujube) is the source of this 1274-nucleotide messenger RNA. RefSeq names its product nuclear transcription factor Y subunit A-3. Gene Ontology annotation, cellular component: CCAAT-binding factor complex. The transcript has 5 exons. The record is from RefSeq and is a predicted model, not a curated record. Bases 304 to 972 code for a protein of 222 amino acids. NCBI's taxonomy places the organism in Eukaryota, Viridiplantae, Streptophyta, Magnoliopsida, Rosales, Rhamnaceae. Gene Ontology annotation, molecular function: RNA polymerase II cis-regulatory region sequence-specific DNA binding; DNA-binding transcription factor activity, RNA polymerase II-specific. Gene Ontology annotation, biological process: regulation of transcription by RNA polymerase II.